Molecule: messenger RNA, 1343 nt
Organism: Hymenoscyphus albidus
Lineage: Eukaryota; Fungi; Ascomycota; Leotiomycetes; Helotiales; Helotiaceae
Source: the annotation of a GenBank genome assembly
AUGGAUUGCAAACAUCAUACUUCCCGAAUCUUCGAUACCAUAACCUCAAAAUCUUUCUUUCAAAGCAGCGAUGAGGAAGUCUUGCGCCUCAUCCUCGAUCAGUUCUCUCCAGAACUCGAACGUCUCAAGCGGGCAACCUCUAUCCCCAACAAGCUUGCCAUCAAGCCCACAACACCGUCGCCUCCCAGAUUCUGUAUGGACUUGACUAUGAUGAAGUCAACCCGACACUUGUGGGCAUACUUUCUCGCCGAUGGUUGCAUAAUCGGGAUUAUCAAACCUUUGUGGGAUCGCAAGAAGAAAUUGUCAAGCUGUCAAAAGCGUCGUUCGAGUGGUUGUGUGAACUUUUCGAAGAAGGAAUUACUUCUGACACCGACCUCGACUACCUCGUAACCUCGAUGGUCAUAAAUGACCUCGGGAAAGACCCCCAACUAGCCAAGGACUACGAAGCCCAGACUGGCGAGGACACCACUGGUUCAAACCAUGAUAUGAUCCUUCACAAAGCUGUGGGUUCCGGCCUUGUGGGCUGUCUAGAUCGUCUGAGCAACGCGAAUAGGCUGGAUGUUGUCCGAAGUCUCGAAUUGGGAGCCGAGUUCAAUUUUGGUCAACUGGCCCAAGCAGAAAACGUCCUUGAAUCUCUAUCGGGGCUUCUGGGUUUCAAGCAGAAUGAUCGCAUGUUCGAGUUUCGGUUCAUGGAGCAGAUUCUUGAUCUUUCGGGUGCUGCUGGACAUACGGAUUGGACAUGUGCGAAGAAGACGAACGAGCCAAUCUUCCAAGCCUAUCAGAAGGUUUUUGAUGUUGCCAAUUGUGUAAUAUAUGGUAAGCUUGGAUUGCGACCAGCAUACGAUCUCAUAUUGAUCCGUCGUGCUGAGUUGCUUCAUGGAGUAGGAUUUCGGAAGCUCGAUGUUGGUGAUGUUCAUGAUAGGGCGUUGAUGCGAUUUCUUUGCAUGGGUGGAGUUGUAGACUUGACAACCGCAAUCUUUACAACAAGGCAUGGCUCGCUAUUGAUAGGAAUAUCAGAGAGGAUCUGGUUGCAAGGCUCAAUCUAGACGGGCGAGCGUGGCAGACCGGCUGUGCAAGCAACAUACUUUCCUGCCCUCCUCAGCAAAGCAUUGGAUAGCGUUCGUUCGACCACCGAUGAAGAUAGGAUAGAAACACUGCAGAGUUGCCUUCGAUAUUUGCGACGUGUGCUUCAGAUAGAUGAGCCCAUCGAGGACGAUCAUAUUGUUGUGGUCAAACGGGAUCUCUUGCGCGUAGUGAAUGAUGUUGACCCUACUGUUCCCGAUAUACUGGAUAGUGUUCGUGUGCCGGAAUGGGAAGUAGCAAAGCUUUGGAAGUUCAUAUAA